Capsicum annuum is the source of this 1305-nucleotide messenger RNA. Its product is annotated as chitin-binding lectin 1. Gene Ontology annotation, molecular function: chitin binding. The transcript has a single exon. NCBI's taxonomy places the organism in Eukaryota, Viridiplantae, Streptophyta, Magnoliopsida, Solanales, Solanaceae. Bases 91 to 579 code for a protein of 162 amino acids. The record is from RefSeq and is a predicted model, not a curated record.
CCCCACCCCCACUUCCACCCCAAAAUACACCCUGAGAGUAACCAAAUUAACUUUGAUAUAUAGUAUUUUUCCUAUAUAUACCUUACAUCGAUGAGAUUACAUCUCAUAGCAAUCCACAAAAUGAGAGGAAGCAGUGCAUUAGUUAGCCUUUUAUCUCUGGUUUUGUUGUUCCUCCUUGAGGUCUCGGCCAAUCCAUCUCAUCCCAUUCAUUUGCCGGCCAAUGAAACGAUCCUUGGCCAGCUUGAACUAGCCGAGGGGGAGGGACAAUGCGGAAAACAAGGUGAUGGUAAAGAAUGUCCUAGUGAAGAGUGUUGUAGUUACUGGGGUUGGUAUGGAACCGGACCAGCUUACUGUGCUUCUGAAACCUGUCAAAGUCAAUGCCAAGAGCCAGAAGAGCCAGGUUUAUGCGGAAUACAAGGUGGUGGUAAAAAAUGUCCUAGUGGACAGUGUUGUACUGUAUUUGGUUUGUGUACAGCAGCAUCAGAUAUGUGUGAGCAUUUUUGUCAAAGUCAGUGCCCAACUACUCUAAAGAAGAACAGCAUGAGAGGCAUUCAAAGCUUCUUCAUCAAUGCUCUCUAAAUGAUAGAGGAUGUACUUCGCCGUCCAUAUGAUUUCCAGUUCCCAUCACAUUUACAUACACCAUCAUUGUAGGUGAAAUAGAUGCUAUCGGAACAAACAAACACCGUCAUUGUAGUUAUGGCGUACGUAAGCGUAUUCCCCUGAACAUUUUGUUAUAUACUUGAGUAUGAGACCACAGAUAUAUACCAAUCCACUCAUAUAUAUCCUUAUCUAUAUAUAUAGAAAAUGAUGAGAUCAAACCUAAUUUUGUUGUUGCUCAUCCUAAUUAUAAUUAAAGUCUCAUCAGCUAAAAAAGGAUAGGGGCGGAGCAAAAGUGAAAUGAGGAAGUUAGGAAGAAUUCGGUAACUUUUCUGUAGGUAAGAUAUUUGUACCGGAAAUAUCAGCAGUUAGACAUAAUAAGCCAGUUGCGAACCCAAGUUAUAUGGGUGUUUCAAUUGACUUAUUUUUAAGUAUUUUUAGCUUUUAAGCAUUUUUUCAGUUUUAUUAUUAUUUGACAAAGUAAAAAAAUACUUUUAAGUAUUUAUUUUUAAGUAAAAAAGUGUCAAAAUAAAUCAAAAGCUAAAAAGUAGGAUAAUACCAAUUUAUGGUUUUUGACUUUUAGCCAAUAAGGACAGACAAGUGAUGCUUUUCUAUUGAUGGGAAGUGGGUUCGAAACUCAUCGUGCCUCACUUUUUUUUCCUUUUACCUAGAACUUUUUUCCAUUACCCUAUGCGCUAUUUUUGUGAU